AUGCCGGCCGCGUCCGCGAUCGAUGCCCUCAACGCGUUGGAGCUCGAUGAAGAAAAGUUUUUGCACCUUCUAGGAAACUUGAUCGGUGAGUCUAAAACGUUACAGAAUACCGGCGUGGGAACCGCGCACGUCCCGAGGGAAGACAACGCGGUGAAGCACGUGCUGGAGACGCUCAAGCCGUACAGAACGGAGAACGGGGGCGUGUUGGAGGUGGAACACGUGACGUACGCGGAGGGACGCGGAAACGUGAUUAUUAAAUUGCCGGCGACAGGGGCGAACGCGAGCUCAGAUAAGGUGUUGACGUUCGCUGGAUCGCAUCUGGACGUCGUACCGGCAAAUCCCGAGGCGUGGAGCGUCGAUCCGUUCAAGCUGACGAUCGACGGCGAUAAACUGUACGGACGCGGGACGACGGACUGCCUCGGACACGUGGCGCUCAUGACGACGGUUUUCGCGCAGUUGGCGGAGUUAAAACCCGAUUUGGACACUGCACUAACGUGUGUAUUCAUCGCGAGCGAGGAAGCGAACGGGCCGGGGAUUGGGGUGGACGGAUUGGUGGCGAACGGGAAGCUCGAGCACUGCAAGCCCGGUCCGGUUAUCUGGGUCGACUGCGCGGACAGUCAGCCGUGCAUCGGCACCGCGGGCGCCAUUACAUGGUCGCUCAGGGCACAGGGACAUAGAUUCCACUCUGGUCUGCCGCAUAAGGGAAUCAACGCGAUCGAGAUGGGGAUGGCUGUGAUCGAUCGUUUGCAGGCAAAAUUCUACUCCGAGUUCCCCGCGUGUCAGGAAGAGCGGGAUUAUAAGUUCAUUACAAGCUCGACCAUGAAGCCAACACAGAUCGCAUGCGCACCGGGCGGAUUGAAUCAGAUUCCUCCGGACGCGACAAUCUCGGGAGAUAUUCGUUUGACGCCCUUCUAUCCGGUGGCGGACGUCAAGGCGUGCAUUGAAAAGGAGGUCGCGGCAAUCAACGCAGAUAUCGAGUCUCUUCCAACGAGAGGUGAGUUCAGCAAGUUCGUGAUCCCGGACGGUAAGGGUGGCAUACUUAAGGGCUCGAUCGAGCUCACCUGGGGCGAGCACUUGCUCACUGGUAUCGCAUGCGAUUUGGAGUCCCCGGCGCUCAAGACGCUGUGCGAAGUCAUCAAGGACGUCAAGGGUGUCGCCGAACCGUAUUCGCUCACCGGCUCUCUGCCUCUCGUCGCGGAGAUGCAACAAAACGGAUUUGACAUCCAACUCAUCGGUUUCGGUCUCAUGAGCACGUACCACGCGGACGAUGAGUACUGCUCGUUGGCUGACAUGAAGGAUGCCGCAAAAAUUUUAGGGCGAACAAUUGCCAAAUUUGGAUGA
Molecule: messenger RNA, 1341 nt
Organism: Ostreococcus tauri
Lineage: Eukaryota; Viridiplantae; Chlorophyta; Mamiellophyceae; Mamiellales; Bathycoccaceae
Product: Peptidase M20, dimerisation domain
Exons: 1
Coding region: 1-1341 (446 amino acids)
Molecular function (GO): hydrolase activity
Source: RefSeq, a predicted model, not a curated record